GGAAAAGUGCAGUGCCACUGUCCAUAAUAAAUAUCUCAUCGGCCGCUCUCGCUCCAAAUCGAGAACAGUGCUGGUGUUCCACAGUCGCCAAAUUGUACAAGAGUUUGUACCUCCGCUCCGAGAACUCCAUCUUUGGAGCAUCUCUAUGGCUUUAUGGGCAUUAAAAUUCACGUUCAAUUUCGUAGUUUGAGUUGCUCCGAGGUGUUCCACAUGCAGCUCCUCUCUCUUUCAUAUCUCUCCUUUUAGAGACAGAUUACAUUUCAUUUCGAUACAAUCGACAUAAAAAUGGAGUCUUGUGUAAUUGGGUCCUUUCACAAACCUUCACCGCGACUCUCAUUUCCAUUUGGUGCUGGUCUGUGCUCGUAUCCUUUAGGUUAUGGUGUUGCAGGACAUGUCUUGAAAUGCAAAGCUUCCAGCAACGUAGAACGACUCUACGCAGCACCCAUUAGAUUACAACUGCAAAAGCCGAAUUUGGUGAGCCAACAUUCUAGAAGGAUUGGCCAAAGAAGUAUUACACUAAAUCCAAGGCGGAAUUUGGCCGGUAUACUGAAAUCAGCAUCUACACAUUCUUUUGACUCUGAUAAUUCGAAGAGCCCAUGGAGUUCGGCACAGGAUGCAUUAGAUGCUUUCUACCGAUUUUCACGACCUCAUACUAUAAUAGGAACGGCUUUGAGUAUAAUCUCAGUUUCUCUCCUUGCAGUCGAGAAGCUCUCCGAUUUCUCUCCGUUGUUUUUCACUAGGGUGCUAGAGGCAAUUGUUGCUGCCCUGUUGAUGAAUGUAUAUAUUGUUGGUUUAAAUCAACUCACUGACAUAGAAAUAGACAAGGUUAACAAACCAUAUCUUCCCUUGGCGUCUGGGGAAUUCUCUUUCAGAACCGGGGUCAUGAUUGUCACAUCAUUUGCCAUCUCAGUGGGUUCAUGGCCAUUAUUUUGCGCUCUCUUCGUCAGCUUUAUACUUGGAACUGCCUAUUCCAUCAAUGUACCCUUUUUUAGGUGGAAGAGAUUUGCUGUACUUGCAGCCAUGUGCAUCUUUGCUGUGCGGGCAUUAAUUGUACAAAUUGCAUUCUAUUUGCAUGUGCAGGACAUACCCGAUAUUGUUGGGGACAGGAUUUACGGGAUACGAUCUUUUACUGUCCGUUUGGGCCAGGAGAGAGUCUUUUGGAUUUGCAUUGCACUCCUUGAAAUGGCAUAUGCUGUUGCUUUGUUUAUAGGAGCUACAUCCCCUUCCAUGUGGAGCAAGUGGAUUACGGUCACUGGUCACGCCUUGCUGGGUUUAUUGCUUUGGAAUCGUGCAAAAUCAAUCGACUUGAAAAGCAAGGCUGCAAUUACAUCCUUCUACAUGUUCAUAUGGAAGCUGUUUUAUGCCGAGUAUCUGCUUAUUCCCCUGAUAAGGUAAAAUAAUAUGGUGCUGGCGGAGAAAAUGUCACUGUGGUGUAGUCUUUCUGGAUUGGUCUCAACUGCCGAAUUCAAAGGUUUUCUUCUUUAAUGAAUAAAAAAACUGAGAAAAAGAAGAUAAUAAAUGGUGCAACAUAUAUACACCCUCGCAGGUGUUUCCAAUAACUUUGAAAGAAAAUGUUGUGGAAAUGGAAUAGUAUUGAGCUGCAGGUGUUUCCAAAUUUUAGUUAGGGUUUCUUUGUGGUCACAUUGGAUUUGGGGUAGUUUUUGUAGUUGACACUUUGUUUGACUGCCUGGACUUGUAUUAUUUUAAUUUAUGUUGAACAAUCCAGUGCUUGAAGAAGUAGUAAGAUGCGUAAAAGGUUCCUAUUGAGCCUGCAAAUAUGAACAUUUGUGUGAACGAAUUAUCGAGCUCGAGUUCAGCAGAGCAUUAAUGAGCUCAAAAGUGUGGGAUCGAGCUCGUAAAGUCGAUUGAGCAUGAGCUCAAACUUGUUAAGGUAAACUAGUCUAAAAAUCAUCCAUACAUGUUUACUAGUUUUUGCUUACAUAUGGCAUAAUAGUGUCCUUCUAUAUUAAUUGUUUUAGAUUUACCUGAAUUAAGUAUCAGCUUCGACUUGUGCAUUUUCUUCUGGUGGGUCAGAAAUUUUAUGUGUAAUAAUUUUAACUU
Messenger RNA from Striga asiatica, 2061 nucleotides. The record is from the annotation of a GenBank genome assembly. Lineage: Eukaryota; Viridiplantae; Streptophyta; Magnoliopsida; Lamiales; Orobanchaceae.